Messenger RNA from Priapulus caudatus, 1637 nucleotides. RefSeq names its product 60S ribosomal export protein NMD3-like. The record is from RefSeq and is a predicted model, not a curated record. NCBI's taxonomy places the organism in Eukaryota, Metazoa, Priapulida, Priapulimorpha, Priapulimorphida, Priapulidae. Gene Ontology annotation, cellular component: cytoplasm; nucleus. Gene Ontology annotation, molecular function: ribosomal large subunit binding. Gene Ontology annotation, biological process: ribosomal large subunit export from nucleus.
AUUAUGUUGCGAGUGUGGAACACCUAUAGAGCCAAACCCUGCUAAUAUGUGUGUUGCGUGCCUACGAACGCAAGUGGACAUCACUGAGGGUAUACCUAAACAGGCAACGCUUUACUUCUGUAGGAACUGUGAGAGGUAUUUACAACCACCCGCGCAAUGGAUCAAAGCAGUGCUCGAAUCCAGAGAGUUGUUGAGUAUUUGCUUGAAGAAAUUAAAAGGCAUCAGUAAGGUGAGGCUAAUCGAUGCUGGGUUUGUGUGGACAGAACCCCACUCAAAGAGGGUCAAGGUGAAACUGACAAUUCAGAAAGAGGUUAUGGGAGGUACUAUCCUGCAGCAGGUAUUCAUAGUUGAGUAUGUGGUGAAUAACCAGAUGUGCACUGAUUGUCACAGGGUGGAGGCCAAAGACUUUUGGAAGGCUGUUGUGCAAGUGAGACAGAAGGCUGAACACAAAAAGACCUUCUUUUACCUGGAGCAGCUCAUCAUGAAGCAUAAAGCUCAUACAGAUACAUUAAAGAUCGAACGCACUCAUGAUGGUUUGGAUUUCUUUUACGCAUCGAAGGAUGGUGGCCGAAAAAUUGUGGAUUUCAUGCAGGCAGUGGUUCCAAUUCGGUAUGCCACGUCACAGAAACUGAUUUCACAUGAUGUACACAACAACACGUAUGCUUACAAGUACACCUUCUCAGUGGAGAUUAUCCCUAUUUGCAAGGAUGAUGUAGUGUGCAUAUCCAAGAAGCUGGCACAGCAGUACGGAAACAUCACUCAGAUCUGUAUUUGCCUGCGAGUCACUAGCAACAUCACCCUUAUUGAUCCGAACACACUGCAAGUGCCCGAGUUCCCAGCCAACGUGUUCUGGCCGAAGCCGCUUCGUUGCGGAUGUGCUUGCCCUUAUUUUUCCAUUGCCGCUGCUGAUGAAUGUGGACGUUGGUUUUUCCAGCACAUCUUGGCGGAUGUGUACGUGUGCAAGGCGACUGAGCUGGGCAUGAGUGACAGCCAGUACCACUGCAGGACGCAUCUCGGACACUUACUUAACCCACUGGAAUAUGUACUUUUUUCAGGGUUCGACUUGUCCAACUCGAAUGUGAACGACCAUCACCUGAGCACAGUUUCGCCAGACAAGAUACCUGACGUGGUCAUCGUCAAAAAGGUGUACCUGAACAGACGUAAGCGAAUCCAGAAGAGAAAGUGGAAGCUGAAGCAUUUGCAGAAGGAUGCGGAUGACACGUCCAGCAUUGAGAGGGAUUACAAUGAUUUUCUGGAUGAUCUGGAGGAAGAUCCUCUGUACAGGAAGAAUAUCAACAUCUAUCAGGACCGAGACAAAAUGGCAGUUGAUACAGAUGACACUGGUGAUGAAGAUCUGCCUCAAAUCACACUGGCAGAAAUGCUUGAAGAUCUAGACUUGACAGAAGCAGCUGGCCAUGGAGGUGAAGAGGGAACCAUGGGAGAAGAAGAUGGUGCAGGUGGUGAAAGCAGUGCAAUGUUGGAGUAAAGCAGAGAGUUGCAGACAUGGUCUAAACUUUGGUUCACUGUGAAUCAUGAUUGAAAUUAUAUUCAAAGGCAUAUUAGUCCCAUUGAUUAUGCAAUGUUGACAAAUGCUAGAGUAACUGGCACCUUGUGUAGUUAAUAAGUACAUAACCUUA